Messenger RNA from Podarcis muralis (Common wall lizard), 4018 nucleotides. It is a transcript of the gene AGBL5, whose product is annotated as AGBL carboxypeptidase 5. Gene Ontology annotation, biological process: proteolysis; protein deglutamylation. NCBI's taxonomy places the organism in Eukaryota, Metazoa, Chordata, Lepidosauria, Squamata, Lacertidae. The record is from RefSeq and is a predicted model, not a curated record. Gene Ontology annotation, molecular function: zinc ion binding; metallocarboxypeptidase activity.
GCGCGGCGGCCUUCUUGUUGCCUGGCAGCGGGCGAAGGAAGGGCUGGCCUGGCCCGGGGCCCCUGGCAGCGGAGGCGGCGGCGGCGGCGGGCUGAGGCGGCUGAGGCAGGAAAUCCUCAGAACCACCUGUUGCAAAGAGGAGAAUGAGCCCCCUCUGCUGCCGGCGAGGUGACGAUGGAGGUGCGCUGCGGUGGCCUCUUGUUCAGCUCCAAGUUUGACUCGGGGAACUUGGCUCAUGUGGAGAAGGUGGAGCACCUGGAGGGCGAUGGGGACGGUGCCGGGAAUGGCGGCAGCGGCAGCAGCAGCACCUCUGCUACCUCCAUGGUGUUUGGCACCUCCCUCCCCAUUGCUGACUACGAGUUCAAUGUGUGGACCAAGCCGGAUUGCGGAGACACAGAAUACGAGAAUGCAAACAGAUCCUGGUUUUACUUUAGUGUGAGGGGAGGAGCCCCAGGCAAGCUGAUCAAGAUCCACAUUGUGAACAUGAACAAGCAGACCAAGCUGUACUCGCAGGGGAUGGCCCCCUUGGUCAAGACGGUGCCCAUCAGGCCUCGUUGGGAGCGCAUCCGCGAGCGGCCCGCCUUCGAGAUGGUGGAAACCCAGUUUGUCCUCUCUUUUGUGCACCGCUUCCUGGACUGCCGAGGUGCCACCACCUUCUUUGCCUUCUGCUACCCCUUCUCAUACACAGAGUGCCAGGAAAUGUUGGCACAGCUGGAUGCCCACUUUGCAGAGUGCAGGCACCUCUCUGCUAGCAGCACAGUCAGUCGAAAGGCAGGUGCGGACUCUCGGAAGGCGGAGGGGAAGCCGCGACCCACCGCCCACAGAGCGAGGAAAUGCCCUAAAGGAGGACGCUCAAAGGGGAGGAAGGAGGCCCCGCUUCGGGGGACACCCUCCCUGGACUCCAUCUACUACCACCGGGAGCUGCUGUGCUACUCCCUGGACAAGCUGCGCGUGGACCUGCUCACCAUCAGCUCCUUCCACGGUCUGCGGGAGGAGAGGGAGGCCCGCCUGGAGAAGCUCUUCCCGGACAAGCACACCCCCCGGCCCCACAGCUUCGUGGGGAAGAGAGUGUUCUUCCUAAGCAGCAGGGUGCACCCGGGAGAGACACCCUCCAGCUUCGUCUUCAACGGCUUCCUGGAGUUCAUCCUCCGUGAAGAGGACCCUCGGGCCCAGAUGCUGCGCCGCAUGUUUGUCUUCAAGCUCAUCCCCAUGCUGAACCCGGACGGAGUGGUGCGGGGCCAUUACCGGACAGAUUCCCGCGGCGUGAACCUCAACCGCCAGUAUCUGAACCCUGACGUUGAUCUGCACCCGGCCGUCUACGGGGCCAAGGCCGUCAUGCUCUAUCACCACGUCCAUAACCGCGUCCAGCCAGGCUCACCCGACUGGCGCGCCUGCGUCCCUCCCCUCGGCACCAAGGCUGCCAACCAGCGCUCCACCCGCAACUGCCCUCCCAGCGAGGAGGCCCCCCUCUCAGAGCUGGAGAAGGCCAACAACCUUCGCAACUGUCCCAGGGAUGCUGGCGCCCCCUCGCCUCAGGACCACGAGCCCUCAGAGGCACCAGGGAGCAAGGACCAGGAUGUCUGGAUCCUCUCGGAAGACCUGCCUCCCACGCUCUGUGAGGAGAAAGCCGAGGUCCGCUCUCCUCCCGCCCCGGAAGCCAUCCCACCGCAGCAGAGUGGCCUGGCCUACUACGUCGACCUGCAUGGUCACGCCUCCAAGAGAGGCUGCUUCAUGUACGGGAACAACAUCUUUGAAGAGGCUCACCAGGUUGAAAACAUGCUCUUCCCCAAGCUCAUCGCCAUGAACUCUGCUCACUUUGAUUUCACGGGCUGCAACUUCUCCGAGAAGAACAUGUACGCCAAGGACAAGCGGGACGGGCAGUCGAAGGAGGGCAGCGGGCGCGUGGCCAUCUACAAGGCCUUGGGCAUCAUUCACAGCUACACGCUGGAGUGCAAUUACAACACGGGACGGUCUGUCAACGCAGUUCCAGCCGCUUGUCACGAUAACGGGCGGGCAACCCCCCCUCCUCUGCCAGCAUUCCCCUCCAAAUACACAGUGGAGCUCUUUGAGCAGGUGGGAAGGGCCUUGGCCAUCGCAGCGCUGGACAUGGCCGAAUGCAACCCCUGGCCCCGGAUCGUCCUUUCUGAACACAGCUGCCUUAGCAACCUCCGUGCCUGGAUGAUGAAGCAUGUGCGCAGCAUGAGGGGCGUGGCCGGCUGCUCCCGGAGGAAGGGGGCCAAGACUCCUCCCAAGGGGACCAACGGGGUCUCUGCCUCCAGCUCCGAGAACUCCCUCUGCCGGGGCCGCAGCUUCAGCAACGGGAGCAGCAGCAACCAGCAGGCGGCGUCCCCGCAGGUCAAGACCUCACCCAGCUUCACCUUCAGCUGCUCCCACCCCGACGGCCCCCUGGGCAUGGGCCAGGGCCCCCCGAAAGGUGCCUCGAGGGUGCUGGCGCUCGUGCGAGUGUUCCACAAUAGAUCCCAGUCAUCCUGUGAGAGCUGGCCCCCAGUCAACCCGAGCCCCCCGCCCUGCUCUCUGAACCGAGGGGAACCCCAGGCUUCAGGGGACCUGUGGGGGUCUUAUGUAGAGCGCUGGGCAGAGGCCUGUGCUGCUGCUGCUGCUGCUGCUGCUGGUGGCGCUACUCCUGAGGAAGCGGCAGACUCGCGCGUCCAGGAGAAGCGCCGUCACCAGCACCAGUCCUUGCUGCGAGCAGCAGUGAGCAACAUCCAGGCGCCCCCACCUCUCUCUUCUUCCACCAGGACGGCCUCUCACCUCCAGCUGCCGACCGGCCUCGGCUCCUGCCCCCUCCCAGCCACCCUCAACAUGACAGGGCCUGGCUGCAAUGGGCUGCAGGAGGCAGAGCACCCCAGUGAGGAGCUGAAACCGCCUCCACCUUGUGGCCUAGCCUUGCUGCAGAAUAUUUCAAGGCGGCUGAACAGCGAGCAGCUCUCAGAGACACCCAGGCUGGAAAUACUGAUGCCUCGGCCGAGCCGGAUCCCCAUCCGCAGGAGACCGGCUGGACAGUCCCAGCAUCUGCUCAGGCUCAGUGGAUGCAGUGAUGACUCCUCCCUCAAGGUGUGGAAAUAUGCCCCCUCACAGCUGCCAGCUCAGAGUUCCCUGCCAGAGUUUCCGCUGGACGUUCCGGAGCUGACGGUCACGGGGGGUCAGAGGGAAGAGCCGCUAUUUCUGUGCAAACCCCCCGACGUCUUGCUGGACGAGGUAUGGCUCCCCUGCAGCCGCUGCCCUCCCCUAGAGCCCCCGCCCUGUAGGCCGAAGAGGAAGAAGAAGAAGCCGAAGCGCCUCCACCGCGGCGUAGGCAGCGGCCACCCUCCCCCUUGAAGCAGCUCGGGGGGGCAGCCUCGCCCCGACGGUGACGCCGCUCGCCUCCCCCCUGAGCCAGAUCUCUCUGUUGCAGCACAUCCCGGGGCAGGCAGAUCCCCCCCAGCUCACCUACCACAAGAUCCUGUCUUUCUGCACAGAGGCCUGAUCCGCCAGGGGGGCCGGAGCAGCUGCGGCCCACCUGUUCCAGCACCUCCGCAGCCGCCCCGCAGCAGCGCGCCAGCGACACGCCGACGACACCGACGCCUCCCCCCGUGGUGCGCCAGAGACCGCCCGAGACACCCUCCCCGCUGGCGGCGUCCGGCGAGCGCCGGCCUCCCCCCAGCCCUCCCCCCCGCCCCUGCCCCUUCAAGCCCAAGCUGCUCUUUGGGACUCGCCAGCCCAUGGUCCUGGCUCUGAGCCACCUCCCUGCCUACGAGGGGCCACUCUCUCCCGGCGGCGGCCAGCUACACAAGGCGCCGCCCAGGGCCUAGCUCGGGAUCCAUCUCCACUGCCUUGCGGACCAGCUGGCCUGGGAAGGAGCCCCUGGGAAAGACCAGCCUUGCCCCCCCCACCCGGCAUUUCCCGCAGCAGCUGUGUACAUAGUUGGUUACUGGCUCGGAAGCUAUUUUUUGACAGAUUUGUCUUGUGAACAUGUUUCUAUUAAUAAAUUUCGUUUGACAAAAUGAAACAAAAAAGA